AUGGCAGUGACAGUUUGGCCUCAGGCAAAAGCUAGUGAAGGAUCAAUAUGUUUGAAUUCUGAACUUGCGGAUGAGCAGUGGCUUGCUUAUAUUUUGUUUCAGUGCCCAGAGGUUUCUGAUGAUAUUGUUCUUUACACAAAUUGGCCUUGCUGCCUCUUUUUUUGCAGGUGUAGAAAACAACGAAAAAGGGAUGAAGAUAAUGCAGUUAAAGAUAGGAUCAAUACUUGUUGUUACCCCGAAUUGGAACCUAAACAUGUUAAUGAAUGGAUAACAUAUCCCUCAACUCGAGGGGUUAAAGAGCUCGAUAUUCAUAUUCGUGUAAGGGAACCUGCUGAUAAGCUGCCCUCGGCUAUCUUUAAUUGUCGAACACUCGAGGUGUUGAAGCUCGACGUGAAUCUUGAUCUUGAAGUCCCCUCGUCUUUGUGUUUGCCUAACUUGAAAGAGUUGCAUAUCUCUGUAGUUUGCUUCCCGGUUGAUGACUCUUUGACUAGGCUGGUUUCGAGUUGUCCGUCUCUUGAGUACAUGACUCUAUGUGGUUCCUUGAGUCCUGAAACUCCCAUUAGUAUAUCUUCAAAUUCUCUUCGUAUAUUGAAAUUGAAUACGUUUUUCUGUAGUAGUAUCUUAGGGUGCAAGCUUGUACUUGAUGUUCCGAAUUUGGAGUAUUUUAUGGUAUGUGUAUGA
Chenopodium quinoa (quinoa) is the source of this 681-nucleotide messenger RNA. Its product is annotated as F-box protein At4g22280-like. Lineage: Eukaryota; Viridiplantae; Streptophyta; Magnoliopsida; Caryophyllales; Amaranthaceae. The coding region runs from base 1 to 681 and encodes 226 amino acids. The transcript has 3 exons. The record is from RefSeq and is a predicted model, not a curated record.